AUCAUAUCUAAUUAUCUCGACGUUGUAACAAACACAGUACUAUGAAAAGAGUGACCAUAAUGACUGUUCACCGUGCAGUAAUCAUUGGAAUACUGUUGUCAAUCACUUCAACUAUUGGCACUAAUCAACAAGAGUGCUUCAAUGGACAAGUUCGUAGACUUGUUUCUAAUCUCCUUGAGAAUUGCUACAAUGGAGAAUGGAGAUUGAUCUGUUUCUUGGAAAGUCAGUGGAGCGAUCAGAUAGAAAAAGCUACUUGCGGACAAUUGGGUUAUAGUGAUUCUUUUGGUAAUUGACUACGUACAUGAGCCCACUACCAAAAUUUUGUACAGUAACAGGAAAUUCACUGCACAUCCUGUGGAAAAUUCAUUUGGAAGUUUAGAAUAACCAUGCACUGCAUGUGCAUGCAGUCAUUGUACAUUUAUUAAUAUGCAAGUCACAAGCUUAUUGCUGUUGGCUGCCACUACAGCUAUUGCUACAGCUCAGCCACCAGAGUGCUUCAAUGGACAACUUCGUGAAUCUAAUUCCAAUGUACUUGAGUAUUGUUACUAUGGAGAAUGGAGAUUGAUCUGUCAUGAUGACAGCCAGUGGAACAUUGAUAAGACAGUGGCUGCUUGUACACAACUGGGCUACAGUGACACUCGGAUAAAUGUAAAUCACACAAGGUGUGAAAGUUAUCCAAUAAAAGCUGUCACAUUUAGUGACUGCAACGGAUCAGGACUAAUAAAUUGCACAGUGACACCCACAGACGAAUGUGGUCGCUUCUGCUCUCUUGUGACUUCAGGACAGUGCAACACAGCUAACUGCACUGAUGGAGCCCUAAGACUGGUGGGUGGAUCCACCGACAGAGAGGGACGAGUGGAGGUGUGUGUGGGUGGCAGGCGAUGGAGGACAGUUUGCACUGGCAGUCAAGAACUGGCAGGAGCCGUUUGUUCACAAAUGGGAUACAUCUUUGAAGGAAGCUCAGUGGGAGUAACCAACUCAUUUCCUCCUGGAGCAUUCCUUGAGUACAGACUAAACUGUGCACAACUAAGCAAUGGAGCAUGGCUCUAUAGUCUAGUCAAAGAACAAUGUGACAGCUUUGCGGAGCUUGGAGUUGUUUGUAAGAACUAUAAAGAUCAACCAGACAUCCAAGUUAUUACACAGUUGCCUACCACAUCAUGUGCCCCUCAAAGCAAAGAAUAUCUUGGAUGUAUAUGUACUAAUAAUUCCACCACCUUUACUGCUGGUAGUGGUGUACUGGCAACUCUCCCACAAGCCGUAAUUGCUGUUCUUGUUGUCCUACAAGCGGCUACAAUGGUUGCACUAAUCAGCACCUGUGUUGUCUUUAAGAGGAAACGCAAACAAAAGUAACAAAACUAUAAUGGGUUACCAUGGCUACACAACAAGCUGACCUAACAUUUGCAGUGGUUGGAAGCUCACAAACUGAAAUGAAGAUCGACCCCAACAUAGCUGCUAACCCAGCAUACGAGGCAGUCAAGUGUGACCAGGAGGACCACACCUACGAUGUCGUCAGUGAGGGGGUGGUUUCAAGAUAGAGGAGGGGCAAUUGACAUACAAAACUUUGAACUUUUAUUUUAGCCAUUAGCAUUUAAUCAUGUCACAUGAUAGCUAGAGCUAUAGUUGUAAAUAUACAGUUAGUAAGUUGAGAGGCAUCAAACUUAUUAAGAUACAUGUACUGUGCCAAGAA
Messenger RNA from Halichondria panicea, 1687 nucleotides. Its product is annotated as scavenger receptor cysteine-rich domain superfamily protein-like. The transcript is spliced from 7 exons. Bases 427 to 1350 code for a protein of 307 amino acids. Lineage: Eukaryota; Metazoa; Porifera; Demospongiae; Suberitida; Halichondriidae. The record is from RefSeq and is a predicted model, not a curated record. Gene Ontology annotation, cellular component: membrane.